CCGACGGCAGAUUUCAACUUAACCCACCAGCACAUCCAUCGCCGACGAGUACAUCGACAGCGAGCUAUGACGAUAUUGACAGUUCUACUUCUCACGGUGGUGUCAACGUGCUUGGCGCAACCGGCUGACGAAGCGAAAGAUCGGCCGUCACGAGCACCGCAGAGUCAGAUCCAGUACAGCAACCCAGAAGGUUCAAAGGUCGACUGGAAGCUGUACGCGCCCCAAAACCAGUGGAGAUCUCAUCUCGAGUCAUCGAGGAGACUUGAACGCGCGGAAGCGGGAACGGGCCAGCCGAACUAUGGACCGAAGCAGCAGCAGCAAGGCCAAGUGGUCCAAGCUCCGGUGCAAAUUGAGCCGCAAUAUCAGCCGUACUCAUCGGUCCCGAGUCACAUUAAAAAGCUGAUCGUCGAGUCCUACAAUCACCAAGGUCCCUACGUCGAUCCUGGAGCGUUUUUCUACCAGGCGGUUAUUCCAACGGCCGUUUCAGCGUUGGUUCCCCAGGAGAAGAACGGCCAGUACGGGGCCGCGGCGCCGACUCAUCAAUUGGAACGUGAGUAUUUUGCUUCCGCUGUGAACUAUCGUGCCGCCGGGCACCAGCCGGACGCCGAGCAAUACUACAGCGGCGGCCAGGUCGGCAGAGUCCCGCCAAAGGCUGGAAUAAAAUACGCGGACGAAGAGAGACUGAGCCAGAGAUCGACGGCCCUGCCUUACGGGAGCGUGAUCGGGGCGCAGCCUCGCGAAAAGCUCGAAUAUCAAGCUUACAAGCAAGUCGCACAGCACCAGCAGUUCAACCGAAAGACUUCCGAAGGUCAAGCUCACUUCGCGCAGCAUCGAAACCGCGAUUUCGACUCGCAAUCCCAGUACUCGCAACAGAACAGUCAAAAUUCCCAGAUCCAUUCGCCUUUCGGACAAUUCAACAAACAAGCAUCCCCAGGCCCUCAACAUAACAAACCAAUCUCACAGUCCAAGCAGUACAAAGAAUUCGACUCGGUCAAACCCACUUCCGAAUCCCACUCCGAGCACGACAUGCCAAUGGCCAUCCAACAACUGCUGAGCUACCAAGCUCAGCUCCCCUACAACGUCAUCGCCAAUCACAUUAUCUACCGGCCAAAACAACUUUUCAUCCCGAAACCUCUGCCGGAGAGCGCCAAACUCGCCAAGCAAUACCCCAGCAAAAUUUACUUCCUCAAAACCGACGGACAAAUUUACGACAGCCCCGAGGUCAUUAAGGACCAGAAAAAUCACGAGAAAGGCUAUUAGAACUCUCGUGGCGAGCGGUAUAGAUUUUUAUAAUAUGUACAUACACUUUUACGAACCAGAGUUCAUUAUUUACGGCAGUAUUAUUCGGGUGGUGCUGUUCCAGAGAGUACUUUCAUCACAAUUAUUAUUCGAAUUCACAAAAUAACGACAAAUUCAUGAAUCUUCAGAGUGCAAUAUUAUUUUAGAACGUUUUACUGUUCAGAACGAGUGUUUUUCAGCUCUACGCGCAGUGCUUUUUUUUAUUCCAGAUACGAAAACCACGAUGGCAGUUACUUUGUAUCGAGUUUUUUAUGCUUCCUUUAAGAAUUGUGUAAAAUGACGUAAUUCAUAAACAAAUAAACAUGUUUCAUUGA
Messenger RNA from Venturia canescens, 1613 nucleotides. RefSeq lists its product as uncharacterized. Lineage: Eukaryota; Metazoa; Arthropoda; Insecta; Hymenoptera; Ichneumonidae. The record is from RefSeq and is a predicted model, not a curated record. The transcript has 3 exons. The coding region runs from base 67 to 1260 and encodes 397 amino acids.